Molecule: messenger RNA, 3167 nt
Organism: Ficedula albicollis (Collared flycatcher)
Lineage: Eukaryota; Metazoa; Chordata; Aves; Passeriformes; Muscicapidae
Gene: BBS9
Product: Bardet-Biedl syndrome 9
Exons: 24
Coding region: 358-3036 (892 amino acids)
Biological process (GO): cilium assembly
Cellular component (GO): membrane; BBSome
Source: RefSeq, a predicted model, not a curated record
GCGGUUGGUGCGGGCGGUGGGGAAAGGAGGAUGCUGGAGAUGGCGGCGGCGGUGGUCUGAAUACGCGUGUAGCUCUGCUGCUCUGUGUCUCGCCUUGGGCCGCGCCUGAGCGAGGAGCUCCUGUGAAGAAGCGGGGCUACCGCCCUGGAGCGGCUCGGACUGCGCCGUGCCAGGGAGCAGUCGCCUCCCGCCCAAGACUUGGUUUCCUUGGAAGAGGAAAGGCGCGGGCUUGUCGGCUGCGUUUGUUCCGAAUCCCGUCUUCCCGCUGGAGCUGCCGGAGCGUGGCAGACCCUCGCCUCCUGUGCGGGCUGUGGGAUCGAGUGUGUCCGGGUCCAUAGGCACAGAGCUUAAAGAAGGAUGUCCUUGUUUAAAGCUAGAGAUUGGUGGUCCACCAUUCUUGGAGAAAAGGAAGAGUUUGACCAAGGCUGUCUGUGUGUUGCUGAUGUUGAUAAUAGUGGCAGUGGACAAGAUAAAAUUGUUGUGGGCAGUUAUAAGGGAUAUCUCCGAAUCUUUAGUCCGCAUCCUGUGAAACCUGGAGAUGAAGUUCAACCUGAAGACUUGCUCUUGGAAGUGCAGUUGCGAGAACCAAUAUUGCAGGUGGAAGUGGGAAAAUUUGUUUCUGGUACUGAAGGACUUCAUCUGGCUGUGUUGCAUUGCCGAAAACUCUGCGUGUAUGCUGUUUCAGGAACUCAGGGGAAUGUGGAGCAUGGGAACCAGUAUCAGAUUAAACUUAUGUAUGAGCACAAUCUUCAGAGAACUGCUUGUAAUAUGACUUAUGGCCCAUUUGGUGGUGUAAAAGGUCGCGAUUUCAUCUGCAUACAGUCCAUGGAUGGAAUGCUCAUGUUGUUUGAACAAGAAAGUUACGCUUUUGGCCGGUUUUUACCUGGUUUUCUUCUGCCUGGUCCCUUGGCUUACAGCUCUCGCACAGACUCUUUCAUUACAGUGUCUUCUUGUCAGCAGGUUGAGAGUUACAAAUACCAAGUGCUGGCAUUUGCGACAGAUGCUGAUGAAAGACAAGACACAGAACAGCAAAAACUCAGUUCUGGAAAAAGACUUGUGGUGGAUUGGAUUUUGAACAUCGGAGAGCAAGCACUGGAUAUAUGCAUUGUCUCAUUUAAUCAGGGAGCUUCUUCUGUUUUUGUGCUUGGUGAGAGAAACUUCUUUUGCCUAAAGGAUAAUGGGCAAAUACGGUUCAUGAAAAAGCUUGAUUACAGUUCGAGUUGCUUCAUUCCUUAUUGUUCAGUGCGAGAAGGAACAAUAAACACUCUAAUUGCAAACCACAAUAAAAUAUUGAAUGUUUAUCAAGAUGUUACACUGAAAUGGGCCACUCAACUUCCCUGCAUUCCUGUAUCAGUAAAAGUAGCGAAUUUUCAAGACUUGAAGGGUGUUAUAGUCACUCUGAGUGAUGAUGGGCAUCUUCAAUGUUCAUACCUUGGCACUGAUCCUUCACUCUUCCAGGCCCCUAAGGUUGAUUCUAGGGAAAUAAACUAUGAAGAAAUGAAUGCUGAAAUGAAAGAGCUUCAGAAAAUCAUCAGGGAGGCCACAAAAACACAAGAUAUUUUGCCUGAAUCUGAAAAACAGAGAGAUAUAACUGUCAUAGCAGACGUUUCACCUGAUUUGGAUGAAGAAUCUCAAGCCAUUGACAGUGAGGUAAAAGCAGGAGCAGUACCAUCAGUCACAGUAAAGAUAACAAUCCACAGCAGAGUGACUGCGCAGAAGCCAAGCCUGGCCGUGUGUGUGCAAGCUCCACUAGCAGUGACCUGUGAUCAGUUUGUCUUUGAUGAUUUAGAACCAGAUUCAUCUGAAACUGUGGUCGUAUCUGUCUUUUUGAAGGAGAAUUGUUCUCCACCAGAACUAGAAGGAACUUGUAUGGUUUCAUAUAAUAUACCAACAGAGCUCAAUCCUGAAGGAAUACCAAGAGUUUCACAGUGUAGCUUCAGUCUGCCUUUGAAGUUAGUUUGCUUUCCAGCUCAACCUUCAAAAGCAGCAAACCACAAGCUAACUAUUGAUACCAACAAACCUCCUAUCAGUUUUGUCACUAUUUUUCCAGACUUUGUUGAUCCAUCUGAGGGUGACCAAGCAAAUGCUCUGGGAUUUCAGUUUUUAAGUGGUUCAAAAGCCACUCUUCUUGCUUCAAAAACAUCACAACGAUACAGGAUUCAGAGUGAUCAGUUGGAAGAUCUCUGGUUGGUAACGAAAGAGCUCAUAUACCGACUAGAAGAGCAUUUCAAGAAGCAAAACUGCAAGGAUUUUGCAUGCACCUUUUCCGGUUCAAUUCCCCUGCAAGAAUAUUUUGAACUAAUUGAUCGACAUUUUGAGCUACGUUUGAACGCUGAGAAAUAUCAGGAGCUGUUAUCUGAAAGGGCUGUACAGUUUCGAGCUAUUGAGCGGCGACUGCUGACACGAUUCAAAGACAAAACUCCAGCUCCUCUUCAACAUCUGGACACCUUGCUAGAAGGAACAUUCAGAGAGGUAAUAGCUCUAGCAGAUGCAGCAGAAGAAAAUCAAGCCAGCAUGUUCCAAGCAUUUGCAAAGUUGAAAAGUGCCACCCAUCUGGUGAUUAUGCUGAUUAGUUUGUGGCAGAAGCUCAGCACUGAUCAAGUUGCUAUUUUGGAAGCUACGUUUUUGCCAUUAGCAGAAGAUACACAAGAGCUGGGUUGGGAAGAAACUGUGGAUGCUGCGCUCUCUUACUUGCUAAGAACUUGUUUGUCAAAGAGCUCCAAGGAGCAGGCCCUGACCCUCAGCAGCCAGUUGUCCAUGCCCAAAGAUACCAGCAGACUGAAGAAGAACAUCACCCUCUUCUGUGAUAGAUUGGCCAAAGGUGGUCGCCUUUCAUUAAGUACAGAAUCAGCCACUCAGCAAGCUGCUGUCAUGCCAGGUGGCUGUGCUACAAUCCCAGAGUCUGAUUUAGAGGAAAGGACUGUUAUACCAGGCUCCACAACAAUAUUUGCCAGUCACGGGCAGACCACAAAGCAGAAAUCCAAGCCUGGUUUGUCUGAGGAUGCAGCAGAGGAAACAAAAAGCCAUGAACUCUGAAGACAGCCCUCAGGAGAAAUUUCUAUCUGAUGCCAGAUGCAUUUAUAGUGCAGCAGUACCAAUCCAUUUUACUCUGUAGUGAUUGCAGCUUCCAGAAGGAGAGGACUGUAUUAAUUUAUAUAAAAACAAAA